Impatiens glandulifera is the source of this 1156-nucleotide messenger RNA. Its product is annotated as WRKY transcription factor 22-like. The transcript is spliced from 3 exons. Bases 220 to 1008 code for a protein of 262 amino acids. The record is from RefSeq and is a predicted model, not a curated record. Gene Ontology annotation, biological process: regulation of DNA-templated transcription. Gene Ontology annotation, cellular component: nucleus. Lineage: Eukaryota; Viridiplantae; Streptophyta; Magnoliopsida; Ericales; Balsaminaceae. Gene Ontology annotation, molecular function: DNA-binding transcription factor activity; transcription cis-regulatory region binding.
AAGCCAAAGAGAGAGAGUGUGUGUGUGUUUUGAUUACUGCCCAUCUACUUCUCUCUCUUCUUUAAAUGAUUAUAUUAUUUAUUUAUUUAUUGUAUUCAAUCCUCUCCUCCACCGCCCACCACCGUCUCUCUCAAUCUCUCUCUCUCUCCUCCCGAAGUCAGCGGGUUUUCUUUUUUCACUUUCCCCUGCUCUAGUCUCUAGAUACCCUAAACCGCCGCAAUGGAUGAUGAUUGGGACCUAAACGCCAUCGUUAGAAGCUGUACAAACGCCGCCGCCACCACCAACACCGCAACACCAGUCACCGCCGCCGCCGCCUCUAUUCAAGACGACAGCUUUAGCUUCAUUCCGGAUCUAUUAACCCAACCAAACAUGCAAAAUACUGAUCAAGAAUUACACGAUCUAUUCAAACCCUUUUCCCCAAAAUCAAAACCCAGAAAUUUCCCUAUCAUCUGCAGUCUCCAAGAUCUAUCUCCAAUUCCUCCUCCACCGCCGCCGCCGCCGCCGCAGCCGCCCAAACAGAGCCCAGAACAGAAACAGAGAUUAAUUCCUUCUUCCCCAUCAAACCGUCCAUGUCCAAAGCCCAAAAGAAGGAAACAGUUACAAAAGAGGGUUUGUCAAGUGACUGCUGAGGGUUUAUCUUCAGACAUCUGGUCUUGGAGAAAAUAUGGGCAGAAACCCAUCAAAGGUUCUCCUUAUCCGAGAAGUUAUUAUAAAUGUAGCACUUCAAAAUUGUGUAUGGCCCGAAAACAAGUGGAGCGGAGUAGAUCCGAUUCGACUAUGUUUAUAUUGACUUACACGGCGGAACACAACCAUCCAAUGCCGCCUGCUCCUCGGAAUCAGCUUUCCGGAAUCAUCAGGCAAAAACCGGAUUCAGCGCCCGAAGUUGAAGUGAAGGAGGAUCUGAUGUUGGAUGAAAUUGGUGUUGACGAAACAAUUGUAUCUGAUGACCUCUUUGAGGGUUUGGAAGAGCUUGCCGGACCAAUCAUCGGAGAUACAAUUUUCAAUUAAUUGUCGACAGGGGAAAUCGCCUUAGGUAGGAGGAACAAGAUCAUUAAAAAAAAUUAGAAUCUUCAUCAUAGAAAAGUCUUGUAUAGGGGUGGGUGGGUGUUGGGUUGUUUAUGAUCAUUAUUAUCAAUCUAACUUUAUAAAUUGGACU